UGGAGAGUCUGGGAUGGCAGCGCGCAUCCCCUUCUUUUUAUUUCUGGCGAUUCCUGCAAAGAUUGUGGAAGUCUCCGAGGGGUUGAAAACGAGAGAGAAGCCGAGGGAUGAGUUUGAUUUCAGUGCUUCGUUUUACCCUGGGAGUAACAGGAGAUUAUAAACUUGGAGAGUUUUCCUCUCAUCUCUGAACAAGCAGAAGCUUCCUGGCUCCAGACUAUUAUUUGUUGCAACAGUUAAAGGGGGAAGAAAUAAGUUUUUUUUUCUGGAGUCCUUGAUUAAGCUAUCAGUAAAUCCCUCCUUUUAGUAGACAGCGGAACUCCGCCUCCACUUGUUCCUGUUAUGUUACUUUCGUUUUUCCUGAGGCUUCUGUGUACUUAAUCUUGAGAGAUUGUCGGCUUGAGUAAAGGAAGGAUUUCUAUCCCUAAGAAAGCUGUAUGUUUUUACUACCCUGCUCCCUGAACCCUUCUGGCAAUCUUCUUCAGUUUUACUGCAGGCAAAUAUUAUCUCAUAAAGUAACUUAGUUGUGGCACACUUCCAGCAAGAAUGGCCAGUGGAACCAUAAUUGUCAUCCCCUCUAAUGGAGCAAACAUGAUCCAAACAGCUCCUGGAUUGCCCAGUAUUGCUCUUCAGGCAUCUGGAGCAAUUCCAUAUCCUCAGUAUGGAGCUCAGCAACUUGAAAUUUCCACCAAUGCUCCUCAACAAGUCCCACAAAAGGGUCCUUUGGAGAGAUUUCUCAAGGCUGAGCCCAAAGUUCUUGGGGCUGUCCAAAUAUUGAUUGGGCUGAUCCACGUUGGCUUUGGGACUGUCUCGCUUUCUUCAAUCUUUUAUUCUUAUCUUUUUUAUCCCUUGACUACAAUUGGAGGUUACCCCUUUUGGGGAGGGAUAUUUUUUAUUUCUUCUGGAUCACUUUGUGUAGCAGCUGCGAACAGUUCAAAUCAUGGUUUGGUGAAAUCUAGUGUAGUACUGAACAUCACAAGUGCUAUAAUGGCAUUAACUGGUAUCAUCCUAUAUGUAUGUGAGCUGAGCCUGGGUAAUGCUUUUUGGAGAUAUCGGAAUUCAUAUGAGAGUUUAUUUAAUAUCAGUUAUGGCCUCUCCUGUGUGUUGCUCCUGUUCAGCCUGCUGGAAUUUUGCAUCGCUGUUUCACUGGCUCAUUUCGGCUGCCAGGCAACUUGCUGUAGUAAUGCCCAGCCAACGGUGCUUUUUGUGCCUUACCAACUUAUUGGAGGGGGAGAAGUCACAGCUGAACCAAAUCCUCCUCCUUCUCCUCCACCGACUUACGAUAACGCGGUUACCAAAUCUCAGUAAAACAAGAACACCAGGAAGGAAAUGUGAGAAGUAUUGCAACAGAGGUUUCAGAAGAAGCAAUCCCAUGACCCUGGGGAGGCUGCUACGUGUGAGGACUGGCUAAGAGUCAUUUGUUUUCAAGUCUGUUAUAACUUUGAAUAGUCACUAAAUGACCAGUUUUAAAUUGAGAACUAACUGUAAUAAUGGUUGCAUAAUCACUGUGAUCCCAAAACAGAAGAAGUUUGCAUAUAAAUAAAAUACUCCAUAUUGUUAGGGCGGUUAAGCUGAUAAAAAAAAAAGAUUCCAUGCAAAUUGCCAUUUUUUGUUUUUUUGGCUAUCAUCCCAUCUCCAACAGGGGCAGCUGUAAACACAUCCAUUAGCUAUAUCCUUGAAGGGUUUACAGUUGUGUAAAUGUGCAGUUUCAAAAUCAAAGCCAUUUGUACUUUUGGGGAGGGUAUAUCGGGGGAGGGGCAACUAUGAACCCUUUGCAACAUGCGGACUUCAACUCCUGAACCUACAGGGCUGAUUCAGGUAUUCUUGGAGUUGAAGUCUACAGUUCCUAAAGGUGUCCAAGUUGCCCAUCCCAGGUACUGCAUAUGCCUCAAGAGACUCAAUUGGAAUGUAGAGAAGAUUUGUUGCUUCCUUGUUUAUAAUUUCAUGGUGAAAAGCUUGACUACGGCAAUGAUUUUACAGGUGUACAAAAUGUACAUAUUUACAGUUUUUGGGGUUUAAGUUGAUAGGCAGGAUCCUGAAUAUAAUCUAGCUCAGUUGAAAUGAUGUCACUCUUCCUUCCUUUCUUUAAUGAACUUGCAUACAGAUGGGAAGCUGAACAACUAGCCAGAACAAUCUUGAACUGAACACAUUCAAAAUUGUAGAAACGAUAGUAGAUUUUAGGAGAAGUCCUCCUAUUCUACCACCUCUUACAAUACUAGACAACAGAGCAUGUUUCCCCAAGAAUAAGACCUAGUCUUAUUUUCUUUUGACCUCUGAAAUAAACGCUAGGCAGUGGUAGGUUGCUACCGGUUCUCCCCGUUUCUUGCGAACUGGUAGUAAACAUUUUGAGUAGUUUGGAGAACCGGUAAAUGCCACCUCUGCCUGGCUCCGCCCCCAGUCUAUUGCUGCCUCCCGAGUCCCAGCUGAUCGGCUAGAAGGAAAAAAUCAAGACUCACUUGACAAAGAAGAGGAAAAAAAACCAAGACACCGUCACUUUAAAUUGAGAAGCAAGAAGCCUCCCAACUGAUCAGCUAGAAUAAAAAAAUCAGGACUCACUUCUUAGCCAGGAGAUCACUUGGCAAAGAAAAAGGAAAAAAACAAGAUGCUGUUGCUUUAAAUUGAUGCAGCUGCUGGAAGGCUUUACUUGCAGAAGCAAAGUAACAUUCAGUAGUUUGUUUCUGGGUCAGUUGAACAACAAACUGGAUAAGAGGAGGGAUUCUUAUAUGGUUCUAUGUUUUUGAAGUUUUGGGGUUUGUGCAACAUGGGCUUUGUGUUUCUAAAAAGGUUUGGGUGAUUUCCAUUGUGAAAUAUCCUUUCUUGAAUGAGUUUUCUGCUUGCUUGUAAAUGGAGCCGAACUUCCGGUUUCCACUUUCUAUGAUCUCUAAGCACCAGUAGCUGUUUUCUGCUUACAAAGUUUCCUUUAUGCAGCUGGCAGGAAUGUGGAAUUCCAGGCAGGUUCCUUGUUAGCAGCUUGAUUAUUCCUUAAUUAUCUGGGAGCCUUUUCUUAUGAGUAAUAUUUUAUUUGGGAAAUGAAGAGGGGGGAGUUUGAUUCCUUCCCAGAACAGAUUAGUGGGGUGGGGAGGGAAUGGGGAUUUUGAAGUAACCUUCCCCUGGAGUGGGGAGGGAAUGGGGAUUUUAGGUUUGCUGUCAAACAUCAGCCAUAAUACUAAUGAUUGUUUUGAACAAUAUGCAGGUUGUAUCACAUGAAUGGCUAUUUUAUAUGUGAAAUUAUGACUGAAACCUAUAUAGGUUCACACUGUCAGGAAGUUUGUCCUUAGUUUUAGGUUGCUUCUCUCUUUGUUCAGUUUCUAUCCAUUGCUUCUUGUUUUGACUUCUGGUGCUUUGGAAAAUAUAUUGCCCCCUUUCUUUCUAGCAGCUCCUUAAAAGCCUGUUACACUCUUGGGCAAAGCAUAUGAGCCAUUUCCUCCUUUUAGUGGUCCAUGAAAGUGCAUCUAUAGCAGAGGUCUCCAACCUUAGCCACUUUAAGACUUUAACACUUUAAGACAGCAAAGGCUGGGAGGGGAAGGGCCAGGUGAGGUACCCCUUGACGUGAGUGACAUUGAGUUGGCCACGCCUACCCAGUCACAUGACCUUCAAGCCACACCCACAAAAUAAGCCACACCCACAGAACCGGUAGUACAAAAAAUUAGAACCCAUCCCUGGCGCUAGGCCAUAUUUUCGAGGGACGUUUUAAUUCUCCACCCCCAUGGACUGGUAUGAGGCAGAGGGGCGAGCUGCCCAAUGCGCCCUGCACCGGCUUAUUGAAGGGUCGCAGCAGGCCUUCCCAUCCAUGCAUACAGCUGACUCACAGCAGCUGCUCUGACCGCCACCUCCAGCAAGCAUGGCCUCUUCUGCAGCUAACUGCAACCUGGCGCCUCGCACAGGUAUACCAAAGGGUAUUUAAUCGUAUAUAUCUUAUAUAAUUAUCUUAUAUAUUGCAUCUUAUAUUAAUGAUAUAAGAUGAUUUGUGUUGAUUGCUUAUUUAGUAUCCUAUGACUAACACUGAGUGUUGUAUCUUAUGAUUUAUAAAGAAUGUAUUUUAUGAUUGUGAUCAUGAUUUAUCACUUCUUGCUUGUAUGUACACUGAGAGCUUAUGUACCGGAGACAAAUUCCUUGUGUGUCCAAUCACACUUGGCCAAUAAAAAAUUAUAUUCUG
Molecule: messenger RNA, 4153 nt
Organism: Ahaetulla prasina
Lineage: Eukaryota; Metazoa; Chordata; Lepidosauria; Squamata; Colubridae
Product: membrane-spanning 4-domains subfamily A member 15-like
Exons: 8
Coding region: 544-1305 (253 amino acids)
Biological process (GO): cell surface receptor signaling pathway
Cellular component (GO): plasma membrane
Source: RefSeq, a predicted model, not a curated record